This is a messenger RNA of Carassius auratus (goldfish), 2789 nucleotides long. It is a transcript of the gene hormad1, whose product is annotated as HORMA domain containing 1. Lineage: Eukaryota; Metazoa; Chordata; Actinopteri; Cypriniformes; Cyprinidae. The record is from RefSeq and is a predicted model, not a curated record. Bases 188 to 1267 code for a protein of 359 amino acids. The transcript is spliced from 15 exons.
AGACUCGCGACGCGUACUCGAUCGUAUGACGCGCGCGAUCGACUGAUUGACGGUUAAAAGUUGGUUGAGACGGUACAACGUAAUUAUCGCUUAAUAGUAUAUUUGCUAUUAUUUUAUGGUAUAGCCGUCCAUCAGAGUCACCGAAUAUUUUUACUGUAAACUUUAUCUGGAGUUUGUUACAGUCAUCAUGCCUUGUGAACAGAAAUUGCGCCCUGUUCAGAGCUGUCAGAUGCUGCCAGAUGUGGUGUCCACCGAACAACAGUCACUGGUGCUUGUGAAGAAACUUUUAGCCAUUGCGGUCUCAAGCAUCACUUACCUCAGAGGUCUUUUCCCAGAAAAGGCCUAUGGACACAAAUAUGUUGGAGAGCUGAAAGUCCUAAUACUGCGAGAGCAAAGCUGUCCUGGUGCUCAGCAGAUUGUGCAGUGGUUGCAGGGAUGUUUUGAUGCACUUCAAAAAAGAUACCUGCGCAUGGUUCUUCUAUCAAUUUACUGUGAUCCAGACAAUCCACAGAAAGUGACUGAAUGCUACCAGUUUAAAAUCAAGUACACAGAGAACGGACCUCAGAUGGACUUUGAGAGCAAAAAUGGGCAGAUUGAGAGUAAAAUGGCCUGUGACAAUACCCAGAAAUCCAGUAUGCUGCUGGUGCGCAAACUUUACGUGCUGAUGCAACAUCUCGGCCCGCUGCCUGACAACAUCUGUCUCAACAUGAAACUCUUCUACUAUGAUGAGGUGACCCCUCAGGAGUAUCAGCCCCCUGGCUUCAAGGACGAUGACAACGAGACACUGUUGUUCGAGAGGGAACCAGUAAAUCUGACCAUGGGAGAGGUGGUCACACCUUUUCAUAGCCUCAGAAUGAAUGUCACCACUGAGCAAAGGAGAAUCGAGACGUUUGAUGAGGAGGAGGUAGUAUGUGUGAGUACAAAAUGGUCUUUGAACACAUUUGAGGAUGGAGUGAUGUCUGAGACCUCAGUUCAGCAGGAGUGUACAACAAAGGCGAAUGUAAUCACUGAUAGAGGCAUUGAAUACUCAGAAACCCAGGAGAACUCACAACAGGGUCACAGAAGUAGCAAGGAGGAUCUUAAUCUAACAAAUGCAAAGAUGGACAGUCUGGUAAAGAAAACUGCUGACCUUAAGGUGGAUGCAAGGAAGACCAGGAGCGGACGCAUCCUUGACCCUCACAUCUCUCAGUUAGAGUUCCCGCUGAGCCAAGAUCCCCAGCCUUCAGCCCCGAAGAGGCGCAAAGUCAGUGUACCUAAAGAACAUUGACUUGUACACUCACAGUAUUUCUAAUACAGCCACACAACAAGCAUGCUGUUGAUUUGUUUUCGUUUUUUGGAUUACUAUAGUUGCAGAAAUGCAUUGUUAAGUUUUAUGGUUUAAGGGAAUGUGAUAACAUGAGUGCAUAAAUUAAUUUUGUAUUUUGUAAUUUAUGUUAGUUUUCUAACAGAUAAAUUUGAAAUAGUUAUAUUUUGCUUUUAGUGCCAGGAAAUGUUAGUAGCAUGGCAAGAUUUAGUCACUACAAUUUACAGUACGUGCCGAUGUAAUGAGUCCACUAGAUGGCAGCAUACACUGUGCCUGAUUUUUUUUGUAUUAAAACAGUGAUUCCAUAAAAAAUAUAUAACGUGCAGUUUUCUGUAGGAAAGCAGUUUUAUGGAUGUACUUGAACCUGAGUGAUAUAAUUUAAUGAGUAAUGGGUUUUAGAGUUUAUGUCUAGAGAAGUGCAAAUAUUAGACUACAGAUGUUUGAACAGAAAACUAGAUCUGGCUUUGUUUUCUAAUGCCAAUCUAUACAGUUGAGCAACAUUACAUCUUCCAGCACGAUUGGAUAUGUUGGUGAGUUGUUAAGAUGUAUAUAUAAAAUUAUUAUUAGUAUUAUUAGUAAAAUUAUCAUUAGCAGUAAAUGUAGGCUUGUAAAGUCAAGGCCUGAAUCUUACUGUAUAUUUGCACCUGCUGACAGUCAACUGUCAACAAUCAGCUAUUUAAAAUAUGAGAGAUUCAUUAUUACUUGUAAAUAUCUUCUUUUCUUUUUUUUUAUCUUAAGUCUACUUAAAAAAAUGCACAGCAAUGGUUUUUUGCAACCAUAUUCUAGAAUUUCAUUGCAACAAUAGUGUGUAGUAGUCCCUGUUUACAGCUGCAUUCACUUUAUCUAGUUCCAAAAUAUUUGUUGGCUCAUUGCCUGAGUGUUCUAAGUUGGCUAGAGACAAAAGCAUCUAAAAAAAAAAAAAAAAAAAUCCAGAUAUGCAGUUUCAGGCUCGGCUGAAAAACACUGUCUUUGGGAUUUGAUUUGUCACUGAUCAGAAACCUCAGAAGCCCCUUUGCCUAUACACACAAAAGCUUUUAGUAUUGACAUCAGAGUUUCAACCAUUUAGCAUCUUCUCCACCUAAUUUACAGCAGAUGCUAGAAGUCACGUUUACCUCACACUGAUGACGCAAACAUAUCUCAGUUUGGACCCCAAAGUACAAUGUAAAAAGAGCUUUGGGGGGAGGGUAGCGGAGUGGAGUUUGGACCAAGCAAUCGAACUAGUUAGCUGCUGUCAGGCUGUGUAUCUGUGUGUGGGGGGUGAUAUUACCCCUCAGGGCAUCAGAGAGGGGGGGGCUUCAGACAUUUAGCAGGGGACUGUGAUCCCCUGACCUUGCCAGAAGGGUAGAAAAUGUUUUGCUGCUGAUUAGCAAUUCUUCAGCUUAGCAGCUUGGCUAAACUUUUAGUGCAAUUUAAUUUUUUUCCUGUUGUAAAGAAUGCCAACAAAAAUGAUAUGUAAGUUUUCAUCGUAAUAAAAAUACAGAAGAUA